Aspergillus ibericus CBS 121593 is the source of this 678-nucleotide messenger RNA. Its product is annotated as PLP-dependent transferase. Gene Ontology annotation, cellular component: cytosol. NCBI's taxonomy places the organism in Eukaryota, Fungi, Ascomycota, Eurotiomycetes, Eurotiales, Aspergillaceae. Gene Ontology annotation, biological process: L-aspartate biosynthetic process. The transcript has 2 exons. Bases 20 to 670 code for a protein of 216 amino acids. Gene Ontology annotation, molecular function: L-aspartate:2-oxoglutarate transaminase activity; pyridoxal phosphate binding. The record is from RefSeq and is a predicted model, not a curated record.
CACCAUAUUGGGUAUCACCAUGUCCCUAUUCGAACAGAUCCCUGCCGUGCCCGCCGAUGGCGCCUUUGCCAUGAUCGAGGCCUUCAAGGCCGAUCCUAGCGAGAAGAAAGUGAAUCUCAGUCCGGGCAUUUACCGCGACGAGGAUGCCAACACGUGGGUUUUACCCUCCGUUAAGAAGGCCCGCUCCAUCCUCGAAUCCAACCCCAAUCUCAACCAUGACAUCUCCCCCCAACUGGGCCAUCCGGACCUCGUCUCCGUCGCCCGAGAAAUCACCUUCGCCGAUACCCUCGCCACCCGAACCAUCGUCUCGAUGCAGACCAUCGCCGGUACGGGCGCCAAUAAUACCAUCGCCCGAUUGAUCUCCGACAUUCUCCAUCCGAAACACAUCUGGCUGUCGAAUCCCUCCUGGGAGAAUCAUCCGAAGAUCUGGGCCCAUGUGGAUGCGGGUAUCGAGCAGCGGUUGUAUCCGUAUUAUGAUGAGGAGACAUCCACGCUUGAUAUCGAGGGCAUGGUUGCCACGCUCCGGCAACAUGCCGUCAAGGGAGAUGCGAUCGUGUUGCAGGCUUGCGCGCAUAAUCCUACGGGGAUGGAUCCCUCGCGUGCGCUCUGGGAGGCUAUUGCGCAGGUGUGUGAGGAGAAGGGCCUCUUUCCGAUUUUUGAUUCCGCUUAGUAUUCCCC